UGGUAAGCGGGCUGCAGGCUUCACCCUUCCCAGCACAAAGGUUAGACUUUGCCUGUUUGUUGCAAGCACUUAAGUUGCUUAGAGAACAUCAACAGUGGCCAGGCUAUAAGGAAAGAUGUGUGGCUGUGCGUCCAGCACUGGGGAUACCAAAUCAUAUUCUCUUAAUCAACCAGAGGCUUCUUCAACCAAAGCCAUACAUUCCUCAGCAAAAAUGCACAAACAGAUUCCCAUAUCCAAGCAGCUGGCAUCUCUUAAAGCUCUAGGGAAAGGCUCUGAUUUAGAGAAAGCUGUUGCGACGGCUGCCUUGGUUUAUGAUAAUGCUGCUGACACUGAGGGCAAACUCAGCAAAUCUGAAGCUAAAAAGCUGCUACAAACUCAGUUUGUGCACUUUAUACAGGGACAAGAAACCAAACCCAAAUACCAGGAAAUCAUUUCUGCUCUCGAUGAGAACAAGGAUGAUCAAAUUGACUUUGAAGAUUUCAUGGUUCAGCUGCUUAGUCUCACCUUGAUGUCUGAUCUCCGGCAAGAGAUCCAAAAUGUACGAAAAACUAAAUAAAUGUCAGAACUGAGGCAUGGGGCUGGGGGGCAGAACUGAGAAAAAUAGUGUUGUUGUUUUUAAUUUCCUCACUGAUAGAUUUGGUAGUAUGAUAGAUUUGUACAUUAUUAGAAAUCAGCAGGAGAACAAGCUAAACAGUAUAUGCCUUUAGGUUACAAUCUAGGUCUCGAAGAUCAGCCUAGUCCUAAGCAUGCUUAUUUAGAAAUAAAUUCCAUUGCUUUCUCCUAAGUAAGUAUGCAGUAGAUUAUCUAAGGCUCCAAUCCUAUGCAUGUUAACUUGAGAGUAGAUCCUUUUGUAUU
Molecule: messenger RNA, 855 nt
Organism: Hemicordylus capensis (graceful crag lizard)
Lineage: Eukaryota; Metazoa; Chordata; Lepidosauria; Squamata; Cordylidae
Gene: SNTN
Product: sentan, cilia apical structure protein
Exons: 4
Coding region: 116-556 (146 amino acids)
Molecular function (GO): transition metal ion binding; calcium ion binding
Source: RefSeq, a predicted model, not a curated record